Molecule: messenger RNA, 1694 nt
Organism: Micromonas commoda
Lineage: Eukaryota; Viridiplantae; Chlorophyta; Mamiellophyceae; Mamiellales; Mamiellaceae
Exons: 1
Coding region: 29-1633 (534 amino acids)
Cellular component (GO): cytoplasm
Molecular function (GO): guanyl-nucleotide exchange factor activity
Source: RefSeq, a predicted model, not a curated record
CACUUGCGUGAUCCUGGACGACGGCGGUAUGAAGUGCUGGGGUCGCAACGACAAUGGGCAGCUCGGCUACGGUGACACCAACACUCGAGGGAACUCCCCCGGGUCGAUGGGCGACAACUUACCCGCAGUGGACCUUGGGCCUGGUCAGUCUGCAAAGUUCAUCGCCCUCGGUGCUGACCACACCUGCGUGAUCCUGGGCGACGGCGGCGUGAAGUGCUGGGGCGGCAACGGCUAUGGGCAGCUCGGCUACGGCAACACCAAUAAUUAUAACAGUGGAGGCAGCCUCGCGGCGGUGCACUUCUCACCGACGGUCAAGACUGUCGCCGCGGGUAAUUCCAGAAUGUGCGUGAUGCUUUACGGCGGCAGCGUGAAGUGCUGGGGUCGCAACGACAAUGGGCAGCUCGGCUACGGUGACACCAAUACUCGAGGGAACUCCCCCGGGUCGAUGGGCGACAACUUACCCGCAGUGGACUUUGGGUCUGGUCGAUCGGCAAAGUUCAUCGCCACCGCUAACCACCACACGUGUGCAAUCCUGGACGACGGCAGUACGAAAUGCUGGGGCGCCAACCCCUACGGGCAGCUCGGCUACGGCGACAUCACGAAUCGCGGCAACUCCCCCGAGUCGAUGGGCGACGGCUUACCCGCGGUCGACUUUGGGUCUGGUCGAUCGGCGAAGUUCAUCGCCGUCGGUUUCGAGCACACGUGCGCGCAACUGGACGACGGCAGUAUGAAAUGCUGGGGUAGAAAUGCCUACGGCGAGCUCGGCUACGGCGAUACCCAGUAUCGCGGGGACGGUCCCGGGUCGAUGGGCGACGACUUGCCCUCGGUUUUCCUCGGCGACUUUGCCGUCGCCGAGCCGUGGCCCUACGCUAUACAUCCGUGGGUGAAGAUGAAAAAGUACGGGUUCAACGUCGAUCCGAACCGAUGCGCGGCGAGGGACUACAGGUCGCACUGCCCGAGGCCGAUGAACGUGAAGACGAACGCUGAUGAUUGGCCGAGCUAUGUUAACCCAACACCCGUUAACCCAAACUCGUGUGCCCGGGAUCUGUACCGGACAGGCGGCAGAGUCGUGUUCAGCUUGGUGGAUGACAACAGCGUCAAGGAUCUUCCUUCCUCCGCCGCGGAAAUCGCCGCUGGGUUUCAAAAUCCCAAUGCGUUCUACAUCGGCAACGCUGAGUUGGAAGCCAUCAACAUCAAAUCCGCGAAGAUGUGCCUGGAGCGAUCAAAGGCGAGAGGGGACUCCGAGUGCAACACAAAUUGUCUCGACAUCGUGGAUUCGCACUGGAGCAGUUGUGACGCUCACGCCAUUUUCAGCUCAGGGACAAAGAACGUGAUAAUGGCUAUGACGGGUCAGCUCGCCAUGGGCUCGUGCUCGAGUUUUUAUGACGGUCAGACCGGUUGCGACUCGACUACUGGUGACUACUGCUGGUCGUGUGGACGGAAUGGAAAGGUUGGUCAGGCAUCAAGCAUUCAGAAUAAUUGGCACGCACAUAACUAUGGCAUGAACCUCCGGCGCGACGGAGGCACGGAUGAACUGUACCACUAUACCACUACUGCGAGCGGUAAGUGUGCCAUGGUGUACGAGAAUGGUGACACGUACUGGGACUCGUUCUACAUCGUCGUGCAGGAGUAGCUGCAGGAGUAUAGAUUAUGAAACAGUCGAGUGACUGCUGCGAGGAGCAGCUUUGACGUGU